UUCCUUCACUUGCCAACUAAAUGAGCUCCAUCUGUCCCUGUUCCACACUCUCUCCAUCUCCCUCUCUCUCUCUUUCUUCUUCUCCCACAUUUGUUAUGUGUGUGAAGCAGAAGCUUCCGCCAUUGAUAUCACCAUAAAUGGUUUAGUUGUUUGGUGACUGUUGAUCCCGACUGCCCACUCUUCCAUCGACACAUGCCCACCACGAGAUGAGGACUACCAUAUUGCUCCCUCUCAGAUAACCCCCAUCAUCAUCAUCAUCAUCAUCAUUUCCAUCUUCUUCUCCUUCUUCUUCUUCUUCUUCUUCAAGGUGACUGGUAGCUGUAAGUGGGAAAAUGGAGAUAGAGUUGGCUGGGGGUGGAGGUGGCCAUGGCACGUAUUUGGUCUGGACGGAUCUGACGGUGGUGCUGCCCAACUUUGGGCAAGGACCCACCAAGAGGCUCUUACAGGGUCUUCAUGGUUAUGCGGAGCCUGGCAGGAUCAUGGCCAUUAUGGGUCCUUCUGGUUCUGGCAAAUCCACUCUUCUUGAUUCACUUGCAGGCAGACUCUCAAGAAAUGUGAUCAUGACUGGUAAUGUUCUUUUCAAUGGCAAGAAGAAGAGAUUAGACAAUGGUUUAGUUGCGUAUGUUACGCAAGAAGAUGUACUAUUGGGAACCCUAACAGUGAGAGAGACCUUAACAUACUCGGCCCACUUGAGGCUUCCUUCUAACAUGACAAAACAGGAUGUGAGUGACCUUGUGGAGGGUACCCUUAUGGAAUUAGGGCUUCAAGAAUGUGCAGAGAGACAGAUUGGGAACUGGCAUGCAAGAGGCAUAAGUGGUGGAGAGAAGAAGAGACUGAGUGUAGCCCUAGAAGUCCUCACAAGACCUCAUGUCUUGUUUCUUGAUGAACCCACCAGUGGACUUGACAGUGCUUCUGCCUUCUCUGUCAUUCAGACUCUCAGAAACAUUGCUAGGGAUGGUAGGGUUGUUAUCUCUUCCAUUCAUCAGCCCAGCAGCGAGGUUUUUGCCCUCUUCGAUGAUCUUUUCUUGCUCUCCUCCGGUGAGACUGUCUACUUCGGAGAAGCUAAGUCCGCCGUCCAGUUCUUUGCUGAGGCGGGUUUUCCGUGCCCGAGCAGAAGAAAUCCUUCUGAUCACUUUCUCAGAUGUAUAAAUUCGGAUUUUGAUGCUGUGACAGCCUCAUUGAGAGGAUCUCAAAGAAUACAUGAUGUUUCAACAUCCUCAGAUCCUCUGAUGAACAUGGCAACUGCAGAGAUUAGAGCCAGGCUUGUUGAGAAAUACAGGCGCUCAUCAUAUGCAAAAGAAACCAAAGCUCGAAUUAAAGAACUAUCAAGUAUCGAGGGACAGGAGAUCGAAGGAAAGUGCGGUAGCCAAGCGAGCUGGUGGAAGCAACUUUUAACUUUGACAAAAAGAUCAUUUGUGAACAUGUGUAGAGAUGUUGGAUACUAUUGGGCAAGAAUUGCAAUUUACAUGGUUGUUUCAGUUUGUGUUGGCACCAUUUUUUACGAUGUUGGCUAUAGCUAUACCGCGAUCUUAGCUCGAGUAGCUUGUGGUGCUUUCAUAACGGGUUUCAUGACAUUCAUGUCCAUCGGUGGCUUUCCCUCCUUCAUAGAAGAAAUGAAGGUAUUUUAUCGAGAAAGACUAAAUGGAUACUAUGGAGUUGCAGUAUUCAUCUUAUCAAAUUACAUAUCAUCAUUUCCAUUUUUGGUUGCGAUCUCGGUUAUUAGUGGAAGUAUAACAUUUUACAUGGUGAAAUUUCGAUCGGGAUUUCAACAUUACGUCUUCUUUUGCCUUAAUAUCUUUCUUUGCAUCUCCGUCAUAGAGAGUCUCAUGAUGGUUGUUGCUUCUCUUGUUCCGAAUUUCUUGAUGGGAAUUGUAACCGGAGCGGGAAUUAUUGUAAGAUCAACUUCUUGCAUCGGGUUUUUUCGAUUACUUCCUGAUCUUCCGAAGCCAUUUUGGCGGUACCCGAUUUCGUAUAUGAGUUACGGAUCAUGGGCAAUUCAGGCUGCAUACAAGAACGAUUUUAUAGGUCUCGAGUUUGAACCUCUCGUACCUGGAGAUCCGAAAUUGACAGGAGAAGAAGUGAUCAUAAAAAUAUUCGGAGUGACAGUAGAACAUUCCAAAUGGUGGGAUUUAGCCGCAAUCGCUCUCAUCCUCGUCUGCUAUCGCCUUCUCUUCUUCUUCAUUCUCAAAUUUAAAGAAACAGCUUUUCCAUUAUUUAAGUCAAUUUACGCGAAGCAAACAAUCAAACAACUCGACAAGAGACCUUCUUUCAGAAAAAUUCCAUCGCUGAUAUCCUCGAAGAGGCACCAACCUCUCCAUUCUUUGUCUUCGCAAGAAGGUCUUAACUCUCCCCUCCAUUAAUCUUAUAUUGUUUAUAAGAGAAUUUCCUAAGUGUGCUGCAAUUACUUAUACAAUUAUUGCAGUGCAAAUUUGUCUUGUACUUGUAUGUAUCUACUUUUGUAGCUUAAUUGAAACCAAUAUUGUUCAACA
Messenger RNA from Carica papaya (papaya), 2489 nucleotides. Lineage: Eukaryota; Viridiplantae; Streptophyta; Magnoliopsida; Brassicales; Caricaceae. The record is from RefSeq and is a predicted model, not a curated record.